AUGGAAUAUGGCCAUCGCGCGCAUCCAGACGUGAACAUGGCCAGCGUCGCCGCCUCGUCGUCCAAGCAGCCGACAGGAUCCCAGAUGCCCGUCGCCGACAUGUCGAGGGCCGAUCGGCAAAUCGGCCCCUCGGCCGUAGCCCGCGAGGCUCCCUACGGCUGGGCUCCCCCUGGCGCCAGCGCUCGAGCCGGGGCCGCGAUACCUGGCGGUGGCGCCCGAGCCGCGCAACCGGAAGCCCAAUCCCGCGCCGCCGUCGCGUCUUCUUCGAAUGGAUCUGUGCCUGUUGGUCGGCCAGGCGCAGCACCCGCGGCCCCGGCAGACGGCAGGGCAUCCCUGAUGCCGACGACGGCGGCCGACCUGAUGCGCGAAGGGCCGCGAGACUUUACCGUGGUCAAGGAGCUCGGCGACGGAUCCUUUGGCACCGUCUGUCUGGCCGACUGGAAGAGCCCGCUGCCCAGCGGCACCAUGCUCUCGCCCAUGCAGCACCCGACCACCCGACCCGAAUACAUCGGCAAGCGGCUCGUCGCCAUCAAGCGGAUGAAGAAGCCCUUCACCAAUUGGCAGGAGUGCAUGAAGCUGAAGGAGCUCAAGUCCCUGCUGGCGAUCCCGCACCAUCCCAACAUCAUCCCGCUCUACGACGCCUUCCUGAUGCCGACGACCAAGGAGCUGCACUUUGUCUUUGAGAGCAUGGAGGGCAACCUGUACCAGCUGACAAAGUCGCGCAAGGGGCGGCCGCUGGCGGGUGGGCUGGUGGCGUCGAUCUUUGAGCAGAUCGUGCACGGGCUCGACCACAUCCACAGCCACGGCUACUUCCACCGCGACAUGAAGCCCGAGAACCUGCUGAUCACCACGACGGGCCUUGCCGACUACCCGGCGUCGCAGCCGACGGCGCUGCCCGGCUCGCCGCCCGAAAAGGACGUGCUGGUGAUUGUCAAGCUGGCCGACUUUGGCCUCGCCCGCGAAACGGACAGCAAGCCGCCGUACACCGAGUAUGUCUCGACGCGUUGGUACCGCGCGCCCGAGGUGCUGCUGCGCUCGCGCGACUACAGCGCGCCCGUCGACACGUGGGCGCUGGGCACCAUCAUCGCCGAGCUGGUCAAUUUGCGCCCGCUCUUUCCCGGACAGAGCGAGGUGGACCAGGUGAUGCUCUUCUGCGACAUCCUCGGCGACCCGAGCCCCGCCUACGGCCGAGACGAGCGGAACCGGGUGCGCGGCGGCGGCGAGUGGGAAAAGGGCAUCAAGAUGGCCAAGGCGGUGGGCUUCCAGUUCCCGCGCGUCCAGCCGAGGAACUUCCACAGCCUCUUCAACAGCAGGGUGCCCACGAGCCUGGUCGACUGCAUCCAGGACCUCCUCCGCUACGACCCCAAGCUGCGCCUCACCACCGCCGACUGCCUCCGGCACCCCUACAUGCUGCAGGACGCGCCCAAGCUGCGGCCUCCGCAGGCCAAGCCGGUGGUCAGCGCCACCGCCCCCGUCCGCCGACCUCCGGCCGGAGCCGUGCCGAUCAACGACCGGCUGGCCGAGGUCGCGGGGCGGCGGGCGUUGCCACCUUCCCACUCCGAGCCGCUCUCGCCGCACCACACCAAGCCCCCUUUCGGCGCCGCGACGGAUCAGAAGGCGCAGGUCAACGGGAGCGGAAUGGCGCCGCUGCACCGCGUGCCCUUCUACGCCCAGCAGCAGCAUCAGGCGCAAGCGCAGGCGCACGCGCACGCAACGGCGGGGCCAUCCGGCUCGGGCUCAGCAUCGCACCCUUCGCCGAUGCAGGAGGAGCCCGGCGACAUUCCCUGGGCGUCGGGACCGGGGCAAUCGCACCGGGAGUCGACGGUGUCGAGCUACCCGGCCUUCCCGGACUCGGCGUCGACGUACGCAGGAAGUCACGCGUCGAUGCAGUUCGACGGCUAUCCACGGGAAGCCCUCGGCAACGGCCGAGGCGGCAUGCCUGGCGGAGGUGGACGCGGUGACUAUCGCGACGAGAUGUCGGACGCGCAGAUGACGGAGGCCACGCUGCGGCCCGACAGCCGCGGCGGCCAGCUGCGCGCCCACCAGCACCGACAGUACCAGCAGCAACAGCAGCAGCAGCCGGGCGGUGUUGACGGCAUCGGCAGCAACGAUAGCCACCGCCACGUCAGCGGAAGGACGGUGUACGACGACGAUCUGACGCUUGCGUACGGCAAAGAGCGAUCGGCCCGGCAGCCGCAGCAGGCGCAGGCCACUUCGCAGCAGAGGCAGGCCUACGCCUCUGCGCAGCACCAGCAGCAGCAGCAGAUCUACGCCCACCAGGCGGACCACGGCGUGGCAUCGCGAGCGGCACAGCAGGCCGCGGGCAUGGUCGGAUCCUCGAGCGAGCUUUCGCAGCAGAACGACUCGAACGCCAGCAACGAGACCAUCGGCUCUCGGGAAAAGGAGCGGCGGAGGAGCAAGGGCUGGGGGCUGCACAUCUUCGGCGGCGGCGGCGGCGGCGGCAACAGCAACAGCCCGCAGAGCGGCAGCGCCAACAGCAGCGAGCUGCGUCACGCCGGGCAGGGCCAGCAGGGCCUCUACGGCCAGCAGACACCGGCGCAGAAGCUGGCCGCCGAGCACCAGGCGGCGCCCGCCUCGGUCUCGCCGAGCUCGAGCAUCACGCAGCUCGACCCGAAAAAGGCCAAGAAGGAGGCCGAGCGGGCAGCCAAAGAGGCGGAAAAAGCGCGUCGCGAGGCGCAGCAGAAGGCGGCGCGGGACCGGGCGAGGGCGGUGAUCCAGAAGCGCAACCAGCUGCUGGCGUCGUCCAACACCAAGGAGGCCGUCGAGUGGCUCAGCGGCACGGUGCAGACCGACGACGCCGCCCCGCGAGCGCCCGGGCCGAGCGAAAAGGCGCGCGGCAAGCAGCCGGUGCCGCCGGGGAUGCAGCUGUCGCCGUCGGUCGCCACCUUCCCGUCCAACGACUACCCGCACUCGCCGCUCCACGCCCAGCACUCGUCGCAGCCAACGAGCCCCGACUUUGCCGGCCGCGUCACCAGCCCGGCGAUGGCGUCCAACAUGGCCUGGCGGGGCGUCGGCGGCCCGCAGUACAGCCGAUCCUCAAAGGCGCGGCGGCGCGGCUACGACGACGACCAUUCGAUGUCGAGCUUCGAGGACGCCAUGGACCCGCGGCGCAUCUCGGUGCAGUCGUACGCCACUGGCGACAGCGACCCGGGUCCCGUCAACCGGCAGCAGCUGCCCGUGCACAACCGGAUGCAGAGGGCCAACUCGUCGUCGUCGUUGGCGUCGGCGUCGGCCAUGGCCGACCCGCGGCGGUUCGCGCCCUCGGCCAACUCGCACCGGAGCUCGCAGGAGACGCGCUCCAUCAGCUCCCUCGACCACCAGCUCAUCACCAACAUGGAAAACAUGACGGCCGCAGAGGCGCGCAGCCGUACACCCGGCAACGUGUCGCCGGGACCCGUCCACCUCGUGGGCAGCCGGCAGUCGGUGAGCCGCCAGAGCCGCGCAAACAGCCGGGCCUCUUCGGCAUCCGCCCAUCGCCAGGGCUCGGCCUCGCCGCUCCACCACGCCUCGGGCAUCCCGCGCUUCCACCCGUACUCGCACGGGGCCGCCGCCGCCGGCGCAUCGCAGGGCUCGGCCGCCUACCACCAAGGAUACCAGCUUCCGCCGCUCCACCAGGCGCUGCCGGGCAACGGCCAGCGCGAUCCGCGCGGCGGCAUGGGCUCGGCCGAGGGGACGCAGCUGGCCCCGCUCGCCCACCUCCAGCACCAGCAGCAUCACCACCAGCAGCAGCACGGGCCGGCGCCCAGCGUCAACAGCGUCAACCCCAUCUUCCAGGUGCCGCACGCCAACGCGAUGGGCAACGGCGGCGGCGGCAGUGGCGGUCCGUCGAACACGACGCUGCCGCCCUUUAGCCAGAUUGCAGCUUCGGUCGACGCUAACGGAGGCCUCAAACACCACGCACACCAGGCGCCCGAUGGCAUGUUCUACGGUUCGCCGCACCACUAUUCGCAGCCCAGCCACAUGCAGCAGGGCUGA
Molecule: messenger RNA, 3996 nt
Organism: Pseudozyma flocculosa PF-1
Lineage: Eukaryota; Fungi; Basidiomycota; Ustilaginomycetes; Ustilaginales; Ustilaginaceae
Exons: 2
Coding region: 1-3996 (1331 amino acids)
Biological process (GO): protein phosphorylation; intracellular signal transduction
Cellular component (GO): nucleus; cytoplasm
Molecular function (GO): protein serine/threonine kinase activity; ATP binding
Source: RefSeq, a predicted model, not a curated record